Asparagus officinalis (garden asparagus) is the source of this 904-nucleotide messenger RNA. RefSeq lists its product as uncharacterized. NCBI's taxonomy places the organism in Eukaryota, Viridiplantae, Streptophyta, Magnoliopsida, Asparagales, Asparagaceae. The record is from RefSeq and is a predicted model, not a curated record. Bases 28 to 540 code for a protein of 170 amino acids. The transcript has 2 exons.
UUUCAACAAGAAAGCGAGCAGAUAACGAUGUAUAGCACAGUCCCCAGCCGGAGCAACCAUUCCCUUCCCAAAAGCACAAUAAUGGCGUCCGCCUCCGCCGCCCCCUCCCUCGCCUUCUCCGUCUCUCUCCGACCACCCACCUCCAAAAUCCCCAUCCUACCCCCAAUCCAAACCCAAAACCCCCCAAAAACCAACCUUCUCAGAAUCCGCUCCCAGUUCCACCGCCCCCUCGAAGAAAUCUACAACGUCCGCGUCGAGCGCGGAGUCUCCAAAGACCGCCUCAAAGAUCUCGGCGUCGGCCGGUGGUCGACUUGGAGAACCGGCAAGUGCCAGUUGCCGUGGGACUGGCACGUGGACCAGCUGGUCUACGUGGUCAGCGGCGAGGUCAGGGUCGUGCCCGAGGGGGCCAAGACCGGGGAAAAUUACAUGAGGUUUGUCGCCGGCGAUUUGGUUCGGUACCCGAAAUGGUUCGAGGCCGAUUUGUUCUUUGACGGGCCGUACGAGGAGAAGUAUCGGUUUCUUGCUUAUGGUGAUGAUUAAUAAGGACGAACAUGUAAAAGUUCAGAGUGGAAUAUACACAGAUCUUGCGUGGAAAUCUCAACGGUAUAGAAAGAUGAAUUACAUGAUGGAGUACCAGCAGAAAUCUCAAUGGUAUAAAAUGAUGAAUUACUUGAUGGAGUCCCAAUGGAAUCACCACGAUUUAAAUGUUUUACUAGAAUUCUUGUGAAUUUUGUUUCGACCUAUGGUUUGUUAGGGAUUUUUGAUUCGUGUAACCUAAGAUCUAAUGGAUUUUUGAUUCGUGUAACCUAAGAUCUAAUGUGUAACAUAGUUGCUACUUGAACGUAAGUUGAUCCCUCAAUUUGCAGAUGAUAGAGCUCGGCUGAAUUUACUUCUACUUUUAUGA